CAUCAGCAGUUUGGUGAAAUGGCUUUUCCUGCUUACUCUUAAGGAGUCUGUGGUCCUAAUGUGUAUUUGGUGCUUUUGCUACUUGGCAGAGAGAUCAUAGAUAACACCAGCAAAGAGAACGGGAUUGACAUCAUCAUGGCCGAUAGGACCUUCCACCUGAUCGCCGAGUCCCCAGAAGAUGCCAGCCAGUGGUUCAGCGUGCUGAGUCAGGUCCACGCGUCCACCGACCAGGAGAUCCGGGAGAUGCACGACGAGCAGGCGAACCCACAAAAUGCCGUGGGCACUCUGGAUGUGGGGCUGAUUGAUUCCGUGUGUGCCUCCGAUAGCCCCGAUAGACCCAAUUCGUUUGUGAUCAUCACGGCCAACCGGGUCCUCCACUGUAACGCGGAUACGCCAGAGGAGAUGCAUCACUGGAUAACGCUGCUGCAGAGAUCCAAGGGCGACACCAGAGUGGAGGGCCAGGAAUUUAUUGUGAGAGGCUGGUUGCACAAAGAAGUAAAAAACAGUCCAAAAAUGUCUUCACUGAAACUAAAAAAGCGGUGGUUUGUGCUCACCCACAAUUCCUUGGAUUACUAUAAGAGCUCCGAGAAGAAUGCUCUGAAAUUGGGCACGUUGGUCCUCAAUAGCCUCUGCUCGGUGGUGCCUCCGGACGAGAAGAUCUUCAAAGAGACAGGCUACUGGAACGUCACCGUGUACGGUCGCAAGCACUGCUACCGGCUCUAUACCAAGCUGCUCAACGAGGCCACCAGGUGGUCCAGCGCCAUCCAGAAUGUGACGGACACCAAGGCCCCGAUCGACACUCCCACCCAGCAACUGAUUCAGGACAUCAAGGAGAACUGCCUGAACUCCGAUGUGGUGGAGCAGAUUUACAAGCGGAACCCCAUCCUCCGCCACACGCACCACCCCCUGCACUCCCCGCUGCUGCCCCUGCCCUACGGAGACAUAAACCUGAACUUGCUCAAAGACAAAGGCUACACCACCCUUCAGGAUGAAGCCAUCAAGAUCUUCAAUUCCCUCCAGCAGCUGGAAGCCAUGUCUGACCCCAUCCCCAUAAUCCAGGGCAUCCUGCAGACGGGGCAUGACCUCCGCCCUCUGCGGGACGAGCUGUUCUGCCAGCUCAUCAAGCAGACCAACAAAGUGCCUCAUCCGGGCAGCGUGGGCAACCUCUGCAGCUGGCAGAUCCUGACAUGUCUGAGCUGCACCUUCUUGCCGAGCCGGGGGAUCCUGAAGUACCUUCGCUUCCAUCUGAGAAGGAUACGGGAACAGUUUCCAGGAACCGAGAUGGAAAAAUACUCCCUCUUCAUUUAUGAAUCUCUCAAGAAAACCAAAUGCAGAGAGUUUGUGCCUUCCCGAGAUGAAAUAGAAGCUCUGAUCCAUAGGCAGGAAAUGACGUCCACAGUGUAUUGCCACGGGGGAGGCUCCUGCAAGAUUACCAUCAACUCCCACACCACAGCCGGGGAGGUGGUGGAGAAGCUGAUCAGAGGCCUGGCCAUGGAGGACAGCAGAAACAUGUUUGCUUUGUUUGAGUACAACGGAAGCGUCGAUAAAGCCAUUGAAAGCCGAACCAUCGUAGCGGACGUGUUAGCAAAGUUUGAAAAGCUGGCUGCCACAUCAGAGGUGGGGGACCUGCCCUGGAAAUUCUACUUCAAACUUUACUGCUUCCUGGACACAGACAACGUGCCAAAAGACAGCGUGGAAUUUGCGUUUAUGUUUGAACAGGCCCACGAAGCGGUUAUCCGCGGCCACUACCCAGCCCCCGAAGAGAACCUGCAGGUCCUUGCUGCCUUGCGGCUCCAGUACCUGCAGGGGGACUACUCGCUGCACGCCUCCGUGCCGCCCCUCGAGGACGUCUACUCCCUGCAGAGACUGAAGGCCCGCAUUAGCCAGUCCACCAAAAGCUUCACCCCAUGUGAGCGGCUGGAGAAGAGGCGGACGAGCUUCCUGGAGGGGACGCUGAGGCGCAGCUUCCGGACAGGGUCUGUCGUCCGGCAGAAGGUCGAGGAGGAACAGAUGCUGGACAUGUGGAUCAAGGAGGAGGUCUCCUCGGCUCGGGCCAGUAUCAUUGACAAAUGGAAGAAGCUGCAGGGAAUGGGCCAGGAACAGGCCAUGGCCAAGUACAUGGCCUUGAUCAAGGAGUGGCCAGGCUACGGGUCGACGCUCUUCGAUGUAGAGGUGAGGACUGACGGCUGCUUCUCGUUAGUGCGGCUGUGGCCAAGUACAUAGGGCGGGACGACAAGAUAGAACCUUUGCUCUCUAGCCCCUUUUGUUAGAGCAACACCCCCACCCCCCAUGCUUUACCAUUAGCACACCCUCUCAUCCACCAAAAGUUUUUUCCUCUCUUGUAGUAAAUGCUUCCACUGUAUUAGGAGUGAAUGGAAAAUUAAGGGGUCACCUAUUCUUAAGUAACUUCUUUCUUACGGAAGCCACAGAUCGAUCCAAUUAACAAGUGCUGGUAAAAAUCAGCAUUUAAAAUUAAAAAAAAAUUUUUUUUAGAAUUAUGUACAUGAAAUUAGAAACUUCGGAUACAGUUGACCCUUGAACAAUGCAGUUGAAAAUCCAUGAAUAACUUUUGACUUCCUAAAGUGUAACUAUGAAUAGCCUGCUCUUGACCGAAAGCCUGACCAAUAACGUAAACACUCGACACAUAUUUUGCAUGUUACAUGUUACAUACAUACUGUAUUCUUACA
Leptonychotes weddellii (Weddell seal) is the source of this 2687-nucleotide messenger RNA. NCBI's taxonomy places the organism in Eukaryota, Metazoa, Chordata, Mammalia, Carnivora, Phocidae. The record is from RefSeq and is a predicted model, not a curated record.